Messenger RNA from Penicillium brevicompactum, 1344 nucleotides. RefSeq names its product BUD22 family protein. The record is from RefSeq and is a predicted model, not a curated record. NCBI's taxonomy places the organism in Eukaryota, Fungi, Ascomycota, Eurotiomycetes, Eurotiales, Aspergillaceae. The coding region runs from base 1 to 1344 and encodes 447 amino acids. The transcript has 2 exons. Gene Ontology annotation, cellular component: nucleus; 90S preribosome. Gene Ontology annotation, biological process: maturation of SSU-rRNA.
AUGCCCAAACGCAAGCUCGACGAGCUCAGCGCUCCCCCGCCGCGGCCACGCGCCAGCGACACGCGCAAAAUGUCGAUUCACGGUACUCGACUCACACAAAUGUACGAGAAUGGUGUGCAGAUGAUCUCCCGUGGUCUCAAAAUUUCUCGCGGCUUUGAGCGACAGAAGCUCAGCCGUCGAGAGAAGACAGCAAAGACUCAAAAGGACGAUAAGGCUCUGGCACGUCUGAAAGAAGAGAUUGAAAUUUUAAAGGGCCUCGAUUAUCAAGUUGUCUCCGAACGAUAUUUAUUCAAACAACUCGUCAAGACGAAACGGAUUGCCGAGACACGGACGUUUGGUGAAUUCUCAGCAGUCAAGAAAGUGUCACAGGAAGGCCCAAAAAGCACCGCAGAAGCUAAUAUCCUUGCGCGACUGUUCAAAUCUACACCCGUACAAAAGGAAAUUCCAGGCAUAAUGGCCGGAAUCCGGAAGCUACUCAAGAUCGACGAAGCGCCAUCUGGAAAACAGAAGGAAAGCGACACGAAGGCGGCGGCAUCGAAGAAAAAGUCAGCCAACGACGCGGAUGACUCCGAGUCAGAGGCAAACACAACAACAAAAACCCGGCGCGGCGAGCAGGUCUCCCGCUCCGACGACAUGGAAAUAUCUGGCUCAGACGAAUCCGGAGACGAGGGACUAUCGCAGUUCGACGCACGCCUCGCGCCAGGAUCAGACUCCGAUGCCGACUCGGAAUCCGGCGACGAAGACGAAGAAGACGCAAAUGAAAUUUCCGACUCCAUAUCCCGCUCUCCCUCACCCGCCUUUUCGGGCGCGGACUCUCCACCACCAAAGAAGGCAAAGGCCACCAAGGGGUCUACUGCGCCUGCAACGAAUACCACUUUCCUGCCUUCGCUUAUGGCUGGCGGUUAUUGGUCUGGCUCUGAAGAAGCCACUGACGAGGAAGCCGAGGCCCAGCCCAAGCGCAAGAACCGUAUGGGUCAACAGGCCCGUCGGGCUCUUUGGGAGAAGAAGUUCGGUACUGGCGCAAACCACGUUAAGCAGGAGCAAAAGAAUGAGCAGAUGGCUGCCAAGUUCGGAUACGGCGGCCGAGACAAUGGAUGGGACUCAAAGCGCGGUGCUACCGACGGUGGCAGAGGGAGAGGCGGCAAGCGUGGUGGAUUCGGCGGUGGCUUUGGACGUUCGAACAGAGAUGAUAACUCUGGUCCUCAGUCUGCCGGCAAGAAGCCUAGCAAACCCAGCGGACCGCCCAAGGAUGAAGGUCCUCUGCAUCCCUCUUGGGAGGCAAAGCGGAAGGCCAAGGAGCAGGCUCCAGCUGCAUUUUCCGGAAAGAAGGUUACCUUCGACUAG